GGGCAACCACGGCCUUGACCCCCGCCCGGCCCCGCGGCGCCGCCGCUCCCCGUGCGGGCCGUGUCCCCUCACGGCCGCGGGCGCGGCCCCUUUAAGAGGAGGCGCCCCCUUUGAGAGCGGCCCCGGCCGGGCUGCGGGCGGCCUGCGCGCGCGGCGCUCAGUGUGACGUCACUGCGCGACGCCGGCGGGGCUGCGCUGCCGCCAUGGCCGACAUGGCGGAUCUGUUCGGCAGCGACGCGGACUCGGAGCCGGAGCACAAAGACUCCGAUUCCGGCUCCGAUUCCGAUUCGGAGCAGGAGAACGCCGGCUCUGGGAGCAACGCCUCCGGCAGCGACAGCGACCAGGACGACGACAGGGAGGCCGUAAAACCCAGCAACAAGGAGCUGUUCGGGGAUGACAGCGAGGAUGAAGGAGCAUCCCAUCACUCGGGGAGCGACAACCACUCCGAGAGAUCCUACAACCGCUCCGAGGGCUCGGGGCACGAGGACAACGAGCAGUCGGACGGGGAGCAGCACAGCGCGUCCGAGGCCGCGCACGACGACGACGAGCACGGCUCCGAGGAGGGCAGCCAUCGCUCCGAGGGAGACGGCUCCGAGAAGGCACACUCAGAGGAUGAGAAGUGGGGCAAGGAGGACAAAAGCGAUCAGUCGGAUGAUGAGGAGAGGCAGCAGAACUCUGACGAUGAGGAGAGACAGCAGAACUCUGAUGAUGAGGAGAAGGUGCAGAACUCGGAUGAAGAUGAAAGGCCACAGGUGUCUGAUGAUGAGGAAAGACUGCAGAAUUCAGAUGAAGAGAAAAUGCAGAACUCUGAUGAUGAGGAAAGGCCACAGGCCUCAGAUGAGGAGAAGAUGCAGAACUCUGACGACGAUGAAAGGGCCCAGCGGUCUGAGGAGGAGAAGAUGCAGAACUCUGAUGAUGAGGAAAGGGCACAGCACUCUGAUGAGGAGGAGCAAGAGCACAAAUCUGAGUCUGCAAGGGGCAGCGACAGCGAGGAUGAAGUUCUGCGAAUGAAGCGGAAGAAACCGAUUGCAUCAGAUUCAGAAGCAGAGAGUGACACAGAAGGGCAGAAAGAGCAUGCAGAUGUCAUGGACCUGUUUGGAGGUGCCGAUGACAUUUCCUCAGGGAGUGAUGGAGAAGACAAGCCACCAACCCCAGGACAGCCCAUUGAUGAGAAUGGGCUGAGUCAAGAACAGCAGGAAGAAGAGCCUAUUCCAGAGACCAGAAUAGAGGUAGAAAUACCAAAAGUAAACACAGACUUGGGUAAUGAUUUGUAUUUUGUGAAGCUGCCCAACUUCCUCAGUGUGGAGCCCAGACCUUUUGAUCCCCAGUAUUAUGAAGAUGAAUUUGAAGAUGAGGAGAUGCUUGAUGAAGAAGGUAGAACUAGGUUAAAACUCAAGGUAGAAAACACAAUACGAUGGCGGAUGCGACGAGAUGAGGAAGGGAACGAGAUCAGAGAAAGUAAUGCAAGGAUAGUUAAAUGGUCAGAUGGAAGCAUGUCCCUCCACUUGGGCAAUGAGGUCUUUGACGUGUACAAGGCACCGCUACAAGGAGACCACAAUCAUUUGUUCAUCAGACAAGGGACUGGCCUGCAAGGACAGGCUGUGUUCAAGACCAAGUUAACCUUCAGGCCACACUCUACAGACAGUGCCACCCACAGGAAGAUGACUCUGUCUCUGGCAGACAGAUGUUCAAAAACCCAGAAAAUUCGUAUUUUGCCAAUGGCAGGCCGUGAUCCAGAGUCUCAGCGCACAGAAAUGAUCAAGAAAGAAGAGGAGAGGCUGAGGGCUUCCAUCCGCAGGGAGUCGCAGCAGCGGCGGAUGCGGGAGAAGCAGCACCAGCGGGGGCUGAGCGCCAGCUACCUGGAGCCUGACCGCUACGACGAGGAGGACGAGGGGGAUGAUGCAAUCAGUCUGGCAGCUAUCAAAAACAGAUACAAGGGUGGCAUCAGAGAGGAACGUGCUAGAAUCUACUCUUCUGACAGUGACGAAGGCUCAGAUGAAGAUAAAACCCAAAGACUACUCAAGGCAAAGAAACUUAAUAGUGAUGAGGAAGGUGAACCUUCUGGAAAGAGAAAAGCAGAUGAUGAUGACAAAGCAAGUAAGAAGCCUAAGAAGUAUGUGAUAAGUGAUGAAGAGGAGGAAGAUGAUGAUUAAUAUUAAGGAAGCGCAGCAGUUGAUUUUUUUGUUGUUUUUUUCUAUAUAUAUGUUUAUAUAUAUUGUACAGUUCUGUUAGAGCACAGAUGUAAGUAACCAUAAGGGGCUUAUUUUGAUAAAGGAAAAUUCCUAAGUCUGCGUUUCUGGUGUGAAUAAAGUUUUUUUGACUUCCUUUGA
Camarhynchus parvulus is the source of this 2330-nucleotide messenger RNA. It is a transcript of the gene LEO1, whose product is annotated as LEO1 homolog, Paf1/RNA polymerase II complex component. Lineage: Eukaryota; Metazoa; Chordata; Aves; Passeriformes; Thraupidae. Gene Ontology annotation, molecular function: RNA polymerase II C-terminal domain phosphoserine binding. The record is from RefSeq and is a predicted model, not a curated record. The coding region runs from base 204 to 2153 and encodes 649 amino acids. Gene Ontology annotation, biological process: positive regulation of transcription elongation by RNA polymerase II; transcription elongation by RNA polymerase II. Gene Ontology annotation, cellular component: Cdc73/Paf1 complex; nucleus. The transcript is spliced from 12 exons.